Messenger RNA from Striga asiatica, 1428 nucleotides. The record is from the annotation of a GenBank genome assembly. Lineage: Eukaryota; Viridiplantae; Streptophyta; Magnoliopsida; Lamiales; Orobanchaceae.
AUGACGAUUUUCGAGUUAGUGUUCAUCCCCGUUCCCGGACUGAGCCACCUCGUCUCCACCGUCGAAGCCGCCAAGCUCCUCCUCGCCCGCGAUCGCCGCCUCUCCAUCACCGUCCUCAUCAUCACGACCUCCACCACCGACCAACCCACCGCCACUUACCUCUCCUCCGCCGGCCCCACCGCCGGCCUCCGCUUCACCAACCUCCCAUCCCCCGACCGGCCCCCUUCCCCUGAUUCCGGCUUCUUCCACUUCAUCGAAAGCCACGCCGCCGGCGUCCGGGAGUUUCUCUCCGGCCAGAUCUCAAACCCUCCGACUCCAAACUCCCGACCCGCCGGCCUAAUCGUCGACAUGUUCUGCACCAACUUCAUUGACAUAGCUUCCGAGCUCGGCCUCCCGUCCUACGUCUUCUUCACCUCCGGCGCGUGUGCCCUCGGCGUCUUCACCCACCUCGCCGGACUAAAAUUCGACCAAAAAAUCGACCUCACGCAGUUCAAGGAUUCGAGCCUCGAGCUACCCAUCUCCUGCUUUUCCUGUCCCGUCCCGGCAAAAAUCCUCCCGGCCGCCUUCCUCCAGCCGGACCCGCUCUCCGCCACAUUCCUCACCUUUUUCCGGCGAGUCUCCGAUUCCAAAGGAGUCAUGGUCAACACAUUCCUCGAGCUCGAGCCAUUCGCCAUCCGGGCCUUGCAAUCCGAUUCCGGACUUCCAAAGGUCUAUCCGGUUGGCCCGAUACUAAAUCCCGCCGGCUCGCCGGAGGGCCGGGAAGUCGUCGAGUGGCUCGACAGGCAACCGGAAAAGUCUGUUGUCUUCCUCUGCUUCGGGACGAUGGGCGGUUUCCGGCGGGAACAGGCGGCGGAGAUUGCCGCCGGUUUGGAAGCGAGCGGAGCCCGGUUUUUAUGGUCGUUGAGGAAGCCUGGCCCGGAAAUCAACACCCCGCCUGUGCCGACCGAGUAUACCGACUUCCGGGAGGUUCUGCCAGAAGGGUUCUUGGAGCGGACGGAGAAGAUCGGAAAAGUGAUCGGGUGGGCCCCGCAAGUGGCGGUGCUCGGCCACCUGGCGGUGGGGGGUUUCAUUUCGCACUGCGGGUGGAAUUCGGUGCUUGAGAGCUUGUGGUAUGGGGUUCCGGUGGCCGCUUUCCCGCAGUACGCGGAGCAGCAGGUGAACGCGUUUUUGCUCGUGAGGGAGCUGGGAUUGGCGGAGGCUGUGAGGAUAGAUUACUCGACGGAUUUUAGGGGGGAGAGGCUGCCGGAGAUUGUGGCGGCGCCGGAGAUAGAGGCGGCGGUGAGGCGGCUGAUGGGCGGUGGAGGGGUGGUUAGAGAGAAGGUGAAGGAGAUGAAGAUGAAGAGUAGGGAAGCUAUGGAGAAAAGUGGGUCUGCUUAUGAGGCUCAGAAGAGUUUCAUUGAGGAUGUUAUUAGUAAUGUGGGUGGUUAG